GCCAAGGAAAAACGAUAAAACAUGUAGAAACCAUAGCGGGUCCUUUCAUCUUGUGCGAAGGUUAAAAAUUAUAGCAGUCAAGUACACACGAAAUCAGAAAGUUGAAUCGUAGUUCAAAGCAAAUGGCUACUCAAAAACAAGUGGCUAUACCUUCAAGUAAAUGACAAAGCACUUUUAAGCGCGCAAGUGCAGCAAGAGAAUCUAGUAAAACCCGCAUAAAAGCAUACUUAGCUAGUAAUAAGCACUUGAGAAGAUGAAAAUGCACUCGAAAGCAAGUAAAUAAUCCUCCAAGGAAAGCUCUUGUUACAUCAAGAGAAACAAGUGAAAGCCGCAAAGAAAUUCACCUUAGCAAGUAAGAAACACUAAAGACAAUAACCACAAUGAAUGAUACAAGACUAUGUCCAGAUUAUUUGCAAAAGUACUUUGCUGAACAAUAUGACCCAGCAAGCUGGUUGACCCGAGCCGAAUACGUCAACCUGAUUAUAAACACCCUAUCCACCGUACCUGCCAUCUUCUUGAACCUUCUGGUGAUAGCAGCCACUCUUCGCUCCGACACCCUGCGGUCACCAUCCUUCCUGCUCAUCUGCAGUAUGGCGGUCAGUGAUUUCUUGGUCGGUGUGUUGCUUCAGCCGAGGUUUACGGUGCUCAGGGUGGCGGAGAUCACCGUAGACUUGGAUCUGUACUGCCGCGCUGCGCAGUUGCAUUUCGUUAUAAACGUUUUUAUGCUGGCAUCUUUGUUAACGGCAAUGCUGAUAAGCGUGGAUCGAUAUCUCGCGUUGCACAAAGGAAAAAGGUAUACCGCUAUCGUGACUCGAGGCCGUACAAUUAGAGCCCUCGUAAUGGCUUGGAUUAUUUCCAUUUGCUUUGGGGCAAUUGUCCCUGUUGUGUCUAUCUUCCUAUCCGUGGUGUUCUUAGCUUGUUUUGGCUUCAUUCUGGUGGUGGUCAUCAUCUUUUGUUAUAUAAUGUGCUGCUAUACUCUACGUCAGCAUCGCUACCGACUCAAAGCCAUUCACAAAAGCAAAGCAUAUGUUUUUUCUAGCAACAACACUCGGUCAAACAGCAACAAGAAGCACAGAGGGCGGUCUGACUGUAGCAAAGAAGCUGUUUCCGUCGUGCAUCGUCAAGUCAAGAAGAACAUCUUGGAAAACCAGCCCAAUCAAGGAAGAAAUGUUAUUGAAAGCCAGCAAAGCCUAAGCAAGAAGACAAAUUAUUUCAUCGCACCAACCAACAGCAACCAGACAAUGCUUCCCAAGCAUGCAGACCUUCGGGAUCAGCUACUUUAUUGUCGUAACCAACAAAGCCUUGUCAAUGUCUCAAUCCAUGACAACCAUCUCAACCCAUCAAGCUACGAUAACCAUUCAUGUCUAGCCAACCAGUCAAGCCUUAGUGAUAACCAGUCAAGCCAUGGUGGCAACCAUUCAAGCCUUGUUGGUAACCAGUCAAGCCAUGGUGGCAACCAUUCAAGCCUUGAUGAUAACCAGUCAAGCAUCGGUGGUAGCCAGUCAAGCCUUGGUGGUAACCAGUCAAGCCUUGGUAAUGACCAGUCAAGCCUUGGUGGUAACCAGUCGAGCCUUGGUGGUAACCAGUCAAGCCAUGGUAAUGACCAGUCAAGCCUUGGUGGUAACCAGUCAAGCCUUGGUGGUAACCAGUCAAGCAUCGGUGGUAACCAGUCAAGCCAUGGUAAUGACCAGUCAAGCCUUGGUGGUAACCAGUCAAGCAUCGGUGGUAACCAGUCAAGCCAUGGUAAUGACCAGUCAAGCCUUGGUGGUAACCAGUCAAGCAUCGAUGGUAACCAGUCAAGCCAUGGUAAUGACCAGUCAAGCCUUGGUGGUAACCAGACAAGCCUUGGUGGUAACCAGUCAAGCCUUGGUGAUAACCAGUCAAGCCUUGGUAAUGACCAGUCAAGCCUAGGUGGUAACCAGAUAAGUCUUGGUGAUAACCAGUCAAGCCUCGGCGAUAACCAGUCAAUCCUUGGUGGUAACCAGUCAACCCUUGGUGGUAACCAGUCAAGCCUUGGUGGUAACCAGUCAAGCCUUGGUAAUGACCAGUCAAGCCUUGGUGGUAACCAGUCAAGCCUUUGUAGUAACCAGUCAAGCCUUGGCGAUAACCAGACUGGAGAAGAUCAAACCAAAUCAUGUCACCAUUCCUCAAAGCACGGCUUGGCUUCAGACGAGUCAGUUUCUAGUGACACUUCCAGCGAUGACGUCAAACUCGACCUGAGCAACAUGGCAGACCUUGGCAAUGGCACAAGCCUUGCAUCUGUGCGAUACCGGCCUGAGGAGACUCUUAGCCUGACAAACUCUUUCUCAGAAGUCAAUCUCGUCAAAUACAAGAAGAUUUACCGCACGAUGUACCUAAUUAUUGCCCUUUUGUUCGCUUUCUAUGCGGUUCUUGUGGUAGUCACACCGGCGGUGUAUUUUGUGUCGGGUUACAACACAUGUACAAAGCUCGUCAGUGACCUCGGUGUGGCAAUGAUUCAUCUCAACUCAGCGCUAAACCCUAUUAUAUACCUUGUGCGCAUGCGCGAGGUCAGGGCUGCUUGCUUGACACUUAUCAAACAAUUAAAGGAUCUAAGAUUUCUACCAAUUUAGAAAGCGGAGUUAUAAGUAAAAAGACCAGAUUGUUUGGCAUUUACAGGAACUGUGAAGGAUCUAAAAGUUCCACGUUAUAACACAAUUACUUCAAGAAAAAAUAUUAUAUUAAUUUAGAUAUUAAGGAAGUAGUAAAAAGGCAGCUUAGAGCGCUGAUAAGACAAGGUUUUCAAAGACCCAACAAUGAGCAACAUUUUAUCAAGAAUAACAGUAAAAGAUAUAAAAUUCUGGAACUUUAUGUGUUUCCCCGAAAAAGCAUUUAUUCAAUAAAUCAGACGAGAGAAAAACAACUAAAACAAACACUGCCAUCAGGCAACUUAAAGUAAACUAAGAAUUAAUAGGAAUAAAAAGUUUAUUAUCCAAACCAAGUAUAAAAAACGCAACAAUGACAUAAAAUGUCGAGAAACAAUAACAUCAACGACGACAAAAGACAGCAAUUAACAACGACAACCGAGACAAUAGUUGCAAUAACAUCUUUUAUUAUCUUUCUCUCUUUUCUCUUACUAAACACAACAAGCUCACACAUUCUUAACAUCUCGAACCUUUACUCUAUAAUCCACCAUUCCUGGUCUAAGUAGAUAAUGUAUCGCAGAAGGAGUUCAUGAUGGCGUUGAGGCGCCGGACGAGAUCGUCAAAUGUUUCCAGCAUGAACACGUUAGAAGCGUCCCCAAGGGCAAUUAUAUCGAGCUCUUUCUUGCCAAUUGAGUGCCCGACGCCGACCGCCACGAUCUUGACGUCCUUGUCCUUAUGAAACACAUACACACAAAUCAAUAAAGUUUUUUUCAAUGG
Molecule: messenger RNA, 3380 nt
Organism: Nematostella vectensis (starlet sea anemone)
Lineage: Eukaryota; Metazoa; Cnidaria; Anthozoa; Actiniaria; Edwardsiidae
Exons: 3
Coding region: 381-2591 (736 amino acids)
Biological process (GO): G protein-coupled receptor signaling pathway
Cellular component (GO): membrane
Molecular function (GO): G protein-coupled receptor activity
Source: RefSeq, a predicted model, not a curated record